Messenger RNA from Cuscuta campestris, 2091 nucleotides. NCBI's taxonomy places the organism in Eukaryota, Viridiplantae, Streptophyta, Magnoliopsida, Solanales, Convolvulaceae. The record is from the annotation of a GenBank genome assembly.
AUUCUAGAGAGAGAAAACAUUAGGGUUUGGCAUUAACCAUCUUUCCGCGCCGCCGCUCUCUGCUUCCCUUCUCACACGUCGCCGUUCGUUGCUUCCCACUCUCCCCCAGCGGCGUUCCUUCGAGGUCAGUUCCUCUGCCCUGCUAUUCCAUGUCUAACGAGUCUUCCUCUGUUCGCACGUCCGAGGCCGAGCGCGAGCUCGGGCCCGAAAGUCAUGGUUCCGUGGCCCAGGGCGACCGAGCGGAGCAGCCGGGUUCCCCGUCCGUUAAGGAGAUCGCGGCUGUCGAGGUGCCCGGGGUUAGUGAGCCUCGCCUCCAGAAACGAACCUUGCUCGUGGACUCGCUCAUCCGCGAGUGCAAGUGCGACUUGUCGAGUGACGAGUUUCUCAAGGUGGUGCGCUACACCGGCCCCCUUGUCACCGUCCGUCGCCCUACCCCGGAUGAGUCAGUCUUCGACGCUCAUCCGGGCUACUUUUCCAUCCAUCUCAAGUCCCUUGAGAGUGGCUUCCGCUUCCCCCUCGAAUCUCUGGUCAUCGACUUCUUCAAGUACUUUGACUUCCUCCCGUGCCAACUGGUGCCGAACUCCCACCGGUACUUAGCGGGGUUCUUGAUCCGCUGCCGGGAGAUGGGCGUGCGAGCCGACGUUGAGCGCCUAAUGACUUUGUUCCGAGUGGCAAAGUCUUCCGGGUCGGAUGGGGGUUCUUUCGCCGCCCUCUGCCAGCGGCAAGAGAGACUUUUUAAAACCAAGAAGGAAUCCAACAAGACUUGGAAGUCCAAGUUUGUCUUCGUCUCCGUGGGGUCAACCUCCCCCUUCCGAGAGUCCCCCCUCAGUUCUUUUCGUAGACGAGCAAAACCCUUUGCCUCUUCCAAGGCUAUCGCUGAUACGGACAAGUUGUGUUCGGGUGGCCCUUACGAGCCUGGGGUCUUAGUGAAUGACGAGGCUCUGUCCAAGUUUGGGUUCGUCUUCCAUGACGAGGACGAGCCCAAGCGCCGGGUUGUCCAGAGUCAGCUUGAAGAAGGACCCUCAGGUGAAAUCAUGAUCUCCGCGGCUGAUAGGAAGAAGCUGUUCAAGUCCAAGCCACGAUCGGAGCUCGGCCAAGAACGACCUCCGCUUCCAACUCCAACACCGUCCGCCGAGCAUGCCCAGGCGAGUAAGAAGCGCAAGGAUGUGAGCUCCUCGAUGGAAGGGGCUUCGCUGAGCGGGGCGAAGUCUCCACCCUCGCGUUCGGUGGACUGCGGAAACUCGGCCUUCGUGAAGGUGGCGUUCCCCCUCAAGCCUUCGUUCUUGCAUGGGGACUAUGAGCCUCGCCGUUUUCUGCAGAGCUUCAUCCCUCCGCCAGACCGAAUGGAGAUAAGUUCGGCCGCCUCGGAAGACCUCGCCUCCACUCUCUUGCUCGAGUUGGGCUCGGUGGCCAUGCGCGCCCCAGAGCUGGUGGAGCGCUUCGAGUGGUAUGUGGCGGAGAAGGCAAAAGGCGAAGAGGAGCUUCGGAGGUUGCAGGAGCACGUGGCUGGCCUCGAGGGGGAGCUUGCUAAUGCCGAGGAGCGGGCUCGGGCUUCAGAGCGGGCUCGCACUGCUGCUGAGGAGAAGGCACGCCGCCUGGACGAGGAAGCCGAGCACGUGGUCGAGGCCUUUCAGACCUCCCCCGAGUUCGAGGAGGCGGCUCUCGCCCGCAUGGACGAUCUCCUGAAGAGCUGGGCUCGAACUUCUGCCGGCCAACGUUUCCUCUUCAAAGAGGGGCAGGCCAAUUACUCCAUGGGUUUGCAACGGGCUCAAGAAGUCUUGCUAGAGCGGAUCAGAGAUGGGAAGGAGCUACCGAAGCCAUGCGAGAACCCUGAGGAGUUUGACUCAUCCAUCUACUACUCCGAGGACGAGGACGCCAUUGGCGGGGGUGUGGACACCGCUGGUAACUGAGCGCGUCUGGCCCACCGAUAAACUCCACCCUUAGUUUUUUUUUGAUGUACUGAUUUUUGUGCUCGAACAAUGUAUUUUGCACUGCGUAACUAUUACCCUUGACUCUUCGUGGUUUGCGAUGCCUUUAUCGCCUUACUUUGAUUCUCAGUCGCAUUUUCUUGAAUAAGUUUUGGAAUCGGAA